AUGGACCCUGCCCUACGUCAGAGGACAUACAGUGACCUCACCUCUGAGAUUCUGAGCACUGAAGACUGUGAUGAGGGUCAAGCUGCAGAGCCAACAGGAGCAAGCCUGGACACAUCUCCUCCACAAAAGAAGUCAGCCAUGGCAGAACUUUUUGGAGAGACCUUUGUCAGCUUAGAGAUGGACAGCAAGAAUCCUUCUGUCAUCAUCAAAGAGGAGGUGGCCUCCUACAUGGCAGCAAGUGAGCAACAUAUUGGAAAUACCCGAGACGCGAGUCGUGCGGUCCUGGCGCCGUGGCAGCACUAUACUGACGCCAGACGAGAGCAUUUGAACACGGGGAAUACAGCAGCAGGCCCCAGGAGGACGGGAGACACAGAGCGGGCAGUGAGGGAUGGAAGUCACAUGGAUUCAGGAAGUCAUGAGAGUGCUACCUGA
Molecule: messenger RNA, 432 nt
Organism: Knipowitschia caucasica
Lineage: Eukaryota; Metazoa; Chordata; Actinopteri; Gobiiformes; Gobiidae
Source: the annotation of a GenBank genome assembly